Molecule: messenger RNA, 830 nt
Organism: Andrographis paniculata
Lineage: Eukaryota; Viridiplantae; Streptophyta; Magnoliopsida; Lamiales; Acanthaceae
Exons: 3
Coding region: 222-692 (156 amino acids)
Source: RefSeq, a predicted model, not a curated record
CUAACGCCGCCCCUACGAAUUUUUAGUAUUUGAUUUUUCGCAUUCAGUUGAACCCAAGUUUGGUAUUUUAAUCGACGAAACCAAACUACAACCCAACGAGUUUCAGACUUAUCGGCUUCCACAGUCCCUCUCUCUCUCUCUCUCUAUAAAUAGAGUGAGAAUCUGAAGCGUGUUUUUUGUGUGGGUUUGAGGUUGUAAAAAUCAAAUCUUUCCCUGAAACUAUGGUUGGGAUUUUCUCCAGAUUUAGUGUCAGAGGCAGCCAUCGUCGAACUCAAAGUGCCCUUGAUGAAAGGGAUGGAUUGCCGGCUGUGUCGGAGGCGGCAGCGGCCGGCGGUUCUGUGGUUUCAGGUAAUUCAUCUGCAGCCACUCAUGGUAUAGAAAUUGCGGUCGAGUUUAAACCGGUCGAACGCCCGGUCGAGCCGCUCGACAAUGACCAGCCCAUCCAGUGUCCGUUGCCGGAGCCUUCAAUCCUCAAUGAUGGAAGAAUAUGGAAGGAGAGAGUCUCCUCCGGCGUACAAAGAAAGACUGCAGAUUCUCCGGCGCUGCCGGAGCAGCAAACUCCGGCAGAGUCCGAGAAUCUUGUAAGAAAACCACCCCGGCCCCCCUCCAAUCGUGUCAUCCUCCCAUCAGCCAGCGCCCCCGAGCACAGCAUCCUUAAACUACUCGAAGAAUGUAAUACAUCGGAGAUGUAAUCAAGCUCGUCUGGGGCCUGUCGCCGGAUUCUCCUCCAUAUAUAUUUAUAUAUAUAUAUACAUAUAGUUCUGUAGGCCUGUAAGAAAAACUCAAAAACCACAUAUGCUUUGAUAAUAUACUGUGAUCUUUCCUUGUUA